This is a messenger RNA of Daldinia childiae, 732 nucleotides long. RefSeq lists its product as uncharacterized. The coding region runs from base 1 to 732 and encodes 243 amino acids. The transcript has a single exon. Lineage: Eukaryota; Fungi; Ascomycota; Sordariomycetes; Xylariales; Hypoxylaceae. The record is from RefSeq and is a predicted model, not a curated record.
AUGCCUAUAGAGCUUCCGAUCCUCACUAUUGCCGACGCGGCAGCGUGGUCAAACUGGCUAUUUCGUAGCGCCGGUACGUCUAAGGGCGUGUGGUUAACCCUAGCCAAGAAGGGUACUGCAGCCCCAACCUCGCUCACGUACGCCCAAGCACUUGAUGAAGCACUUUGCCACGGAUGGAUUGACGGACAGACUCGUAAAGGUGUUGGAGAGAAUGCGCUUACAUCGUACGCCCAGCGGUUCACGCCACGCGCGCCGCGUAGCAGCUGGUCGAAGCGAAAUGUCGAACAUGUAGCACGUCUUGAACGCGAGGGCCGAAUGACAGAUGCGGGACGACGCGUCGUCGAGGCUGCCAAAGCAGACGGCCGCUGGGAAUCCGCAUACGCGGGCCAAGCAACGGCAGAGCUGCCAGAAGAGUUCCUUGUCGCAGUUGCGGCCGUACCUGCAGCAAAAACCGCCUUUGAAGCAUUAUCACGGCAAAAUCGCUUCCUAAUGUACUAUCGCCUGAAAUCGCUGAAGACUCAAGCUGGGCGCGAGAAGAGGAUUUCCGCAUUUGUUGACAUGUUAGCCCGCGGCGAGGUGCCGUAUUCGCAGAAACAAUCUGUGCAGUCUUCGAGCCCAACAGUAUCAAACAGUAGUUCAACUAGAAGAGAGAAUAAACCAACUGUAUCUAACGUUCGCCAAGCAGUUCGAAGAUCUGCGCGCGUAUCUCAGCGCACAAGAACGCUUUCCUAA